Lagenorhynchus albirostris (white-beaked dolphin) is the source of this 6126-nucleotide messenger RNA. It is a transcript of the gene CCND2, whose product is annotated as cyclin D2. The transcript is spliced from 6 exons. Gene Ontology annotation, molecular function: cyclin-dependent protein serine/threonine kinase regulator activity. Gene Ontology annotation, biological process: positive regulation of G1/S transition of mitotic cell cycle; regulation of cyclin-dependent protein serine/threonine kinase activity; mitotic cell cycle phase transition. Lineage: Eukaryota; Metazoa; Chordata; Mammalia; Artiodactyla; Delphinidae. Gene Ontology annotation, cellular component: cytoplasm; cyclin-dependent protein kinase holoenzyme complex; nucleus. The record is from RefSeq and is a predicted model, not a curated record. The coding region runs from base 21 to 938 and encodes 305 amino acids.
AAGGCUACACGCAAAAGAAAAUGCGCAGUCCGGAGAUCGCAGGGGCGCGAGUGGGCACCCAGCUGGCCAUGGAGCUGCUGUGCGGAGAGGUGGACCCGGUCCGCAGGGCCGUGCCGGACGCCAACCUGCUCCACGACGACCGCGUGCUGCAGAACUUGCUGACCAUCGAGGAGCGCUACCUUCCCCAGUGCUCCUACUUCAAGUGCGUGCAGAAGGACAUCCAGCCCUACAUGCGCAGGAUGGUGGCCACCUGGAUGCUGGAGGUCUGUGAGGAGCAGAAGUGCGAAGAAGAGGUCUUUCCUCUGGCCAUCAAUUACCUGGACCGCUUCUUGGCCGGAGUCCCAACUCCGAAGACCCAUCUGCAGCUUCUGGGGGCCGUGUGCAUGUUCCUGGCUUCCAAGCUCAAAGAGACCAUCCCGCUGACCGCUGAGAAGUUGUGCAUUUACACGGACAACUCCGUCAAGCCUCAGGAGCUGCUGGAGUGGGAGCUGGUGGUGCUGGGCAAGUUGAAGUGGAACCUGGCGGCCGUCACCCCCCACGACUUCAUCGAGCACAUCCUUCGCAAGCUGCCUCAGCCCAGCGAGAAGCUGUCUCUGAUCCGCAAGCACGCUCAGACCUUCAUCGCUCUGUGCGCCACUGACUUCAAGUUCGCCAUGUACCCGCCGUCGAUGAUCGCAACUGGAAGCGUGGGAGCCGCCAUCUGCGGGCUCCAGCAGGACGAGGAUGUGAGCUCGCUCACGGGCGACGCCCUGGUGGACCUUCUGGCCAAGAUCACCAACACCGACGUGGAUUGCCUCAAAGCCUGCCAGGAGCAGAUUGAGGUGGUGCUGCUAAACAGCCUGCAGCAGUACCGUCAGGACCAGGGCGACGGAUCCAAGUCGGAGGACGAGCUGGACCAAGCCAGCACCCCUACAGACGUGCGGGAUAUUGACCUGUGAGGAUGUCGGGCAGGCCGAAUGGGAGAGAAGCGUCCAAUCUGCUCUCUCCUUCUCUCUGGUUGUGUUUUGUUCUCUUAAUGUUUUAGGAUGAAACUUAAAAAAAAAAAAAAAAAAACCUGCCCCCACCUAGAUCAUAUUGAAAGAUCUUUUAGAAGUGAGAGAUAAAGGUCCUAUAAACACGGAAUCAGUAACAGCAUCUGGUGCCUAUUUGAAGUACAACAGAAGGGAAUCCCGUAUAUAUGCGAACAGUUAUUAUUGUUUGAUGAUGUUAAAAGUCAUAGUAAAAUGCUUACAGGAAAACCUGCAGAGUAGCUAGCGAAAAUGUAUGCCUGCACUAUGGGAACAAAUUAGAGACUUUUUUUUUUCCUGUUAUGAACUAGCAUGUAUGUACCCCUGGUAGGAUACUUUCGAGGAAUUGCAGAUGCCACUUAUGGCAGGAUUAGAUUGCAAAGCAAUGAACUCGAGAAGGAGUUAGAAAUAAGGAGGGACAGGAUGGGGAGGGAGUUACAAAAUAAUCUCAGUGCGAUCGAACCGUUUUGGAUGGAGAAGCGCCCUUCCUCCCGACCACCUGUUUGUUACUAAGUCAGGAGCGUUGCUGGGCCUCUCGUGACAGCUCUCGCUGUCUACAGUAGCUGCUACCUAAAAGAGGUGAUGUUUGCCCGUUGGACACAGGUGAUUGGAUCCUGGGGUUUCACGUUUUUCGACAUCUUGCUUCUUCUUCCAAACAUGGUUCGUUGCAGACACCACCCAAUUUUUAUCGAAAAGGGGCAAUCUAGCUACGGGCCAUCCCCAAAACUCCUAUGAGAUGGAGGCAGAUGGAGCCCGAGGGUGGGAUCUGGAAUGGAAACUUUUCUCCUGAUGUGUUCAAGAGAGUAAUGUGACCUUGGCAUCCCUCAUUAGGAAACAAACGAAUUCUUUGGUGCUGAUUGGCGUGUCUGGUCCACAGGUGAGCGUUUUGGUAUAAACCAUUCCAUUCGAAAAGCACUUUGAAAAAUUGUUCCCGAGGGAUAGAUGGGAUGGUUUAUGCAAAUCAUGCAGAGUAGAUGCCUCCCUUCUCCUCCUGUGCCCCCUCCCCUCCUGCCCCCAGUUGGGUUGCUGUCCUGUAUCUGACACUCUCUGGCAUCCCCACCGGAACUCAAGACACACCCUCUUCCGCUGAAAUCCCCAUCACAACAUUCCUAAAAACAAAGCUCUGUUACCAUUUUGGUGGCACAGAAGGAUCUUAAUUCCCACCUCUAUACUCCUCCUUUGGACAUGGAAAAAAGCGUUAUUGCUGGUGCAAAGACAGACAGCGGGUCAUCAGUGUGGCAUUUCGUUCCCGUUUCCGUUUUUUUUGUUGAUUUCAUUGCAAGGUUGCAUUCAGCGUACUUGAAUUUUUUUUCCUCUCCACGUCUUAGAGGCAUUCAGUUAGCAGAGAGGUUGAAGCACCAACUUUUUUUUUUUUUGCACAAUUAUAAUUGACAGGUAAUGAAGCUAUUAAAAUAUUUGCCUUUUUAAGUAAAAAUAAAAAAAAAGAUCAGAACAGGGCUACUCUGAAGAAUUGUUUUAUACACAGAUUCUGCCUUGUUUCGUAGUAUAAGGGUUUAAGAUGGAGAAAAAUCUAAGGGUCUCUUAUUUUUCAUUUUAUUAUGUUCAGUUUUUUAUUAUUUUUUUUUUUGCGCUGCUAAGAAGCUGAGAUCAUUCAUUGUUAUCCACGUUAACAGUACCUAUAGCUGUAAUGUUUCACCGAGUGUGCUGCUAUCUUAUAAACAAUUUUAUAAUAUAUUAUUUUCCCGCUUAAAUUUCCAAGUCCUGAAGUAGAUGGUUGAGAUAGGAGUUCUUCGUACUGGAAAAGCCCUUCCAUACAUAGUUUGUUUUCUUCUGGUAGCGUAUUCAUGGAUUUUUUUUUUUUUUUUUCCUCUCUGGUCACAUCCUUCAAAGACAGAGUAUUCUUUACCUCAGGUGUACUGGACAAAAUCAAUAGCUACAAAAGAAAAUGGUUCACAUUUUUGUUCUCAUAAUACCUCACAACCGGACAGUUUCUGCUUGGGAGCCCAUUAGUCAGGGAAGGCAGAAGGCGGGGAGGAGGCUGUGCGGCCCCUCCCAGGUGGCAGGUGGAGGAUUUGGCCCCAGGGUCUCUCACGCCCAGGGACCUCUUCCGUGGUGAAGGUCAUCAGGCUUCCAUUCUGACUCUGGUAUCCUCAUCAUGAUGGAAAAAAUGCAAUUGAACCAAGGGAUUUCCCCUCCCCCGCAAGGCUGACACUCAGCACAGAGGUUGAUGCAGUGGAGUAGGUACCACGUGGGUACCAGCGAUCAGGACACAGACUAGAGAAUUCCAGCAGGCUAUCUGGAGAGUCUCAUCUUGCAGGCCUUUCUAAAGCAGGGCUCUCAUCUGCUUUGGGUCCUUUCAUCUGGAACGUUUCCCCUCUCUCUGGCCCCUUCCCGGAUACGGGCAGCCCCCGUUCAGGAUGAUCUCGGAGGGUUUCCUAGGUCUGAACCUGCAGCAGGUAGGGUUGCUACGGCAACCGCUCCCACCUGUCCGGCCUGCGGCAGGCAAGCGCAGCCAGGUCCUUGCUAAGUGGCACUAAAUGGUUUUCAGGUUUUAGAUCGUGCGUUGAAUUGGCAUGGUUGGAAAGAUGGGUCAGAUGAGUAUUGGAUUGGUGGUCGAAGGGAGGUAGGGAGGCUGCUUCUCUGCAGAGAUAUGCAGCCCCAGAUGCGUCAGUCUCCCUUGAAGUGUGUGAGAAGGGUUCAGGACUUGGUGAGUUACAUGACCCUGACAUUCUAGGGAUUCCUGGUGGGCCAGUGGGUGCUGUAUCCUGAGGUUCUGGAGAGGAAGGCUGAGCAGCCUGUUUUAUCGGGAGCACACUUUGCACAGGCCACUCUUCUAGGCCCUGAGGGGUUCCACAGGAUGGAGGAAUGCAUGGACCCUAGAGUUCUUGGGAGUCUUGGAACCUAAAGAGAAAGCCAGGUACAGAUCCCUUGAACAGUGACCAGCCGCUAAGCUCAAGGGGAAGCAGCAAAUGAGAGAACCUGACAAAUAAGGAAACAGGCCAACAGACUCCCCCAGAGUCCUUCACUUUCCACUUUCCCUGGAGCCCCCAGGGGGCCGCUGGGGCCUUCUGGUUUUUUCUUCUUCCCAGCCCUGGAGCCCCCAGGGGGCCACUGGGGCCUUCCGGCUUUGUCUCCUUCCCAUCCUCAGGGCCUAGUGUGAUGGGAGGUGUAGGGUUGCUGGUGAGGAGCGCGCCAGGUAGUUUAGCUUUUCUGCCUGCUCUCUCCUUAACACAGAAGAAGGGAUCCCGGCUUUGCUGAACUGGCUUAUACCCGCUCCCUGGAUUGGUUUCCUCGGUAGGAGUUUUUGUCCCAGAGGAGUUCACUUCUCCCCAUGCAUUUUUUUUCUCUUUCCUCCCGCUAAGAGGGUUCCAAACCUAUUCUGGUCUUUUUCUACCUUGUUGUCUUUCUCUCUCUUCUUUACUUCCUCCUCUGUAUGGUUUUUUUUUGGUGGUUUUUUUUUGGUUGUUUGUUUGUUUAUGUUUUUCUCCAUCAGUGGGAGCUAAGUUGUUCCCCUCACCUGCCAAAUUUUGGCCAAAUCCUACGGGGGAAAAUCCUUGUAUGCCAAAAAUAUAUGCUAAGCAUAAUUCAGUUCCAUGCGGGUUCAUGACAGCCGAGAAGCCUGCAGGCGGGGGCAGGGCACCGAUGCCUCAGCAGAAUGCCCCCCCCCCCCAGGCUGAGAGAAGGGGCUUCUGUCCGGGGAGGCUGUCCUCUGGAACUGCCCCACCCCACGGAGCGGCCCACUGCGUCCCCCAGCCGGGUCCCUGUUGGGGCGUGUGCUGCAGCGGAGGCCCGGUUCGGCCUCCUUCAGCAUCCGAGUCGGGCACGCGUGGCUCCGAGGGGACGCCACCUCGGCUGCGGGCAUCGGGGGCUUCCCUUGCGAAGGGGCUGCGGACGGUAGCAGGAUUGGAUGACUUUCUCGAAGAGGGCAGGGGCAUUUUCCCUCCACGGGCCACAGGGGUCAGGGCUGGGAGAAGAAAUAGACUCGCACCUUAUCUCAUGUAAAUAAUUUUCUAGCUCAAGAAGAGAAUAUUGGUAGAGUGGAAAUGGGAAGUAAGAAUGGGGGGGCAAUCUGAGUAAGCCAGCUGGCUUCUAAGCCAAAAGGAUUCCUCUUUGUUUAUCUUUGAGACAGUCCGACCCUGAGAAUAGCUUUAAAAGGGAAAUUACUGCUGAGACGGUAAAGUCCCCUUCAGCCAGCAGACGCUCUGUAGCUUCGGGGCAGUUCCUGUCACCCGUUGGUACAAAAUCGGGCCGGGAGAUUCGAGAGGACGUGUAUGGCUUCCUCAUCCCACUUGGCUUUUCAUGAUUCUGGAUUCUAAAUGACCCAGAACCGUCACUUCAGCCAGGACCACCGUUCUGUAUCCGUGUGUCUCUGCUUUUAGACUUGGCUGGGCUGUCAGACCCGAUGCCUGGCUUAGGUUUCCAGAAGCCAUCGGCAAACAGACACACGCAUGCUGGAGCUGCCGCAUUUAUCCCUUCGCCUGCAGCCUACUUUGGGGAAAAAAGUGCCUUACUGACUGUAGCCAUUACAGUAGCCAGUGUAUUUUGACAGGUGCCUAUCCUUUAAAAAAAAAAAAAGUUCUCGUGGUUUCUUUUGUUUUCUUUUUUAAAUUGGUUGUAUUUCUUACUGCUGGCCAGCUCUGAAGUCCCCGGCAGAUCACCAGGCCAUUGGAUUUUUUCCAUUAUGUUCAUUACCAUGUACCUCAGAUCUCUCUCUCUCUCUCUCUCUCUCUCUCUCUCUCUCUCUCUCUCUCUCUCUCAGUUACAGUUUCUCGUCUUGGACUUUCUUUUAUUAUUAUUAUAAUUUUUUUUUUUUUUGCUUUAAAAUGAGUGUGAUGCCAUAUCCCGUCAGUUUUAUUCUCUCACCAUGUACUCUGUAAGAGGUGUGGGUGUUUAUUUGGUCGGCAUGCGAGCAAGUGCUGAAGUAGCAUGAUCAGUAUACACGGAAGGUUUUUAGGAAGUAUGGGAGAAAAAUGUUGUAUUGGCCAUGAUGGUGACAUGGUAUAGUCAAGCUGCCUUUUCAGAGGUCCUAUCUGUUCAGUGUUAAGUGAUUUUUAAAAAUAAUAACCUGUUUUUCUGACUAGCUUAAAGAUGGAUUUGAAAAUGGUUUUGGAUGCAAUUAGGUUAUGCUAUUUGGACAAUAAACUCACCUUGACCUAAA